This is a messenger RNA of Dentiscutata heterogama, 1056 nucleotides long. Lineage: Eukaryota; Fungi; Glomeromycota; Glomeromycetes; Diversisporales; Gigasporaceae. The record is from the annotation of a GenBank genome assembly.
AUGCUUGAUGAAUACGAUGGUUCUUUGUUAGUUAAAUCAAUUUCUAACUUUUGUUCAGAACUUUCUUUACACUUCCACGUUAUCACUACCAACAUUGAACAAUACAGACAAUCGUACACUACUAUUACCAAAGUUAAAGAAUAUAAAGACUUUAUCAAUGGUUCAUCAAAAUUGAGUGUAAUAUUUUUCCACUCAACGUAUUGUAUUUACAGCCAAAUUGUUGUAUCAGUUUUUGCAGAAUUGAGUUCAAGAUAUGAAGAACAUGCAAAAUUUGCAAUGGUUGUUCAUGAGAGUGCAUCGAGUUCAAGUGUUGUUGAAGAAGCUCUAGUAAAUGCUUUUCCAACUUUUCUAUUUUUCAAGAAUGGAGUGGAAAUUGAAAGACUCGUUGGUGCUGAUAGAACUAAAAUGAUAAGACUCCUUCUAAAGCAUAUUAAAAUGCCCAGAGAAAAUGAAGAAAAUGAUUCAAAUUCACUCAUAAAGGUUAAUAGGUUCAUUAAACGCACACAAGUAGAAUGCCUUAAUCAGCACCUUGAUCAGCAGGAAGAACAUAUCCAAAGCAUUUUUAAAAAUGAUGACACAUGUCUAGAAUCAAAUGAUGGUGCAGAACUUAUUAUAUCAAUUCCUUUUAAUCAAGCUAUCGACCUUCAUUCAAUAAAAAUUGUUCAUAACAAUAUUGACCAAGCUCCCAAAGAAGUAAAACUUUUUAUUAACAGACCUAUUAUAUUAAGUUUUGAUGAUGCUGAAGCAAUCAAAGAAACUCAGAAGUUAGAAUUUAUUAGAGCAGAUUAUGAAAAUAACACAAUUAUUCCUUUGAAAUCUGUUAAAUUCCAAAAAGUAACCAAUAUAGUUUUAUAUAUCAAGAAUAACAUUGGAGAUAAUGAAACUACAGUUAUUAAAGAAUUGAUAUUUUACGGGAAACAUCUUCUAUCUCCGUUAAUAAGUGAAAAAAUUUGCUUACAAAUAUCAUCCAUGGAUACAAAGUUACAAUUUAUGUCAUAUAACGAUAGUGUUGAGUUUGAAAAGAAGCCUAGAAAAGCGAUACCAAGAACAAUUUAA